Messenger RNA from Blepharisma stoltei, 1524 nucleotides. The record is from the annotation of a GenBank genome assembly. Lineage: Eukaryota; Ciliophora; Heterotrichea; Heterotrichida; Blepharismidae.
AUGUUUGAUCACGAUAGCCUUGGAGAGAGCUCAGCAGUAGGAGUUAUGGGAGUCAUUCUCAUCAUUUCAUCGAUUAUAGUUCUGCUCCAAAUGCUCCAUCAUAAGAAGCAUUUCGUAUAUGCGCCAGCUCAGAAAAGAGUAUUGAUUUUACUUAUGACUCCACUCGUAAUAGGCUGAUCGUCAUGGGUAUGCCUUCUGGUCGGCUCGAAAAUAGCUCCUAUUGACUCAUUGAUAUCAGCAGACAGAGCUCUUAACAUAUGAGCCUUUAUGACAUACAUCGAAAAAAUGCUGGGAUUUGCUAUCGAACAAGAUCAGGCUGUAUUUUCAGAAGAAAGAGCGGCAAAACUACUAAUGAAGCAAGAGAAAGCAUCAUUUUGCUGUUGUGAGAAGUAUCACAUUACAACUGAAUCUAAGGCUCGAAGCUAUUUGAGAAGAAUUAAAUUUGGAGCAUACCAAUAUAUUUUUGUUUUGCUUUGUGUCGUAAUCAUAACUAUUAUUCUUGCGGCUACAAGGUAUAACAGUUACUCAAUUGAGCAUGGGUCAAAUGGAGUGAUUUGGCUUACAAUCGCUAAGUCAGCAAGCAUGGGACUGGCAAUAACGUAUACUUUGCUGUUUAUAUCCUUUGUCAAAAAAAUCCCAGAAAUGAAAUAUCUAAAUCUUCGUUCAAAAUUUGUAGUCACUCAAUUUGCAUUGCAGCUUACUGUUAUACAGCCUUACACUUAAUUAGCUUAUAUGAAACUCGCCGUAAUUCCCGAAGGACUACCUUCACUCCUUAGCACUUCUCUCGGUUGCUUACCACCAAUCGUAACACGACCUUCAAAGAGUUGCUCCUACUGGACUAGGAUUUGCACUCGUUACCCAUAGUUGGAUGAGUUGCACUAGCUUGCAGUACGUCAACAGAGUCCAUUCCGAAAAUUCGAAAAGCGAAUUUUCUUGUAGGAUUGUUGGCCAAAAUGGAAAUCCAAAGCUUUGGUCGUAACGCCCAGUUUUACGCUAGGGAGUUGCCCGAUGAACCAAGUGGAGUGCUUUACUUUGCUGAGCCUCCCCUUUCCAACUUUGAAUUCCAUCUUCCCUGAGGUACAAAACCUGGACCAGAACAAGCUCCAGCCGGCCUAUUCCAACGUUGCGCUUGACUGCGCCAAGUAAAACCUAGCUGAAUAUACUUCACUGAGUGCCAACUUCCCUUCCACAAGGUCCCCACUCCUUUCGGGCUCGCGGCCAGGUGUUGAGAAAAAGGGAUGGUUCGUCAUCGCCGUUUUAAUGUAUAUUACUGUUAUACAGCCACUAAUAAUAACUUUAUUUGCUACAGAAGAUUUAAUAAUCAGCACCGAUAUAGAUAGUGUGGAUAAUAUAACAAGCUGGACAAGCAAUUUGCUUUUAUGCAGUGAAAUGAUCAUUUUCACCUUUUUGCAGCUGAUGAUUUAUCCAGUAUCUGAUUAUAAUUUAGAAUUAUUAGCUAAAUCAACAGGAAAAGUUACCGAAGAGCUUCAAGAUCGCGAAAAUUUGGUUUGUGAAUCACAAUAA